Messenger RNA from Telopea speciosissima, 1051 nucleotides. RefSeq names its product peroxidase P7-like. Gene Ontology annotation, molecular function: peroxidase activity; heme binding. Bases 34 to 990 code for a protein of 318 amino acids. Gene Ontology annotation, biological process: response to oxidative stress; hydrogen peroxide catabolic process. NCBI's taxonomy places the organism in Eukaryota, Viridiplantae, Streptophyta, Magnoliopsida, Proteales, Proteaceae. The record is from RefSeq and is a predicted model, not a curated record. The transcript is spliced from 4 exons.
UAGAAUCUGUUUCAUUCAUCAAAGAGCUAAACCAUGGCUUCUUCUUACAACUUAUUCUGUUUAACCCUUAUUAUUGCAAGUGUUUGCACUGUGGCACAUUGCAAGCUUUCCCCCAAUUACUACUCAUCAAAGUGCCCAAAAUCACUAUCUAUAGUGAAAUCAAGUGUAAUUGCUGCUAUUAAGAAGGAGACACGAAUUGGUGCUUCAUUACUUCGAUUACAUUUCCAUGAUUGCUUUGUAAAUGGCUGUGAUGGAUCAGUACUCUUGGAUGACACCGCCAAAUUCACCGGCGAAAAAAUGGCUGCCCCAAACAAUAACUCAGCUCGAGGCUUCAAUGUAGUCGACAAAAUCAAAGCUAAUUUGGAGAAAGAGUGCCCUGGAGUUGUGUCUUGUGCUGAUAUUCUUGCUUUGGCUGCUCGUGAUUCUGUUGAAUAUCUGGGUGGCCCUUCAUGGACUGUUGGACUAGGAAGGAGGGAUUCUACAACAGCAAGCAUUGCUGCAGCCAAUGCCAGCAUCCCUGCACCAUCUUUGAACCUGAGUGCUAUUAUAUCUAAAUUUAAGGCACAAGGAUUGUCUGUUAAAGACAUGGUGGCUCUUGCAGGUUCACACACCAUUGGUUUCGCUAGGUGCGUCCAAUUCCGAAGCCGAAUCUAUAACGACUCGAAUAUUGAUGCUUCGUUUGCUAAGUCAUUGAAGAGCAAAUGCCCCAAGAGCGGUAGCGAUAACAACCUCGCGAAACUUGAUGCUGUAAGCCAAACACAUUUCGAUAAUUUCUAUUAUAAGAACUUAUUGGAAAAAAAGGGGCUGCUUCAUUCAGACCAGGAGCUAUACAAAGGAAGUUCAAAAACAGAUUAUCUGGUUAGAAGAUAUGUGAGUAAACCUUCUGAGUUCUUCAGUGACUUUGCUGAGUCUAUGAUUAAGAUGGGUAAAAUUAAAGUUCUUACAGGAAGUAAGGGAGAGGUUAGAAUCAAUUGUAGAAAGGUGAACUAAGGGGGACCAUAUGUAGAAGGGAUAUUGAUCUAUUAAAGUAUGUUAUGAACCUAUGAUAGUA